Molecule: messenger RNA, 900 nt
Organism: Brassica napus (rape)
Lineage: Eukaryota; Viridiplantae; Streptophyta; Magnoliopsida; Brassicales; Brassicaceae
Product: calcineurin subunit B-like
Exons: 6
Coding region: 188-715 (175 amino acids)
Molecular function (GO): calcium ion binding
Source: RefSeq, a predicted model, not a curated record
UCUAAUAAGAAAUAUAAAUAAUUGGGCUGGAUCUUUUAAUAAAAUGGGCCUUUUAGUGUUUUGGCCAUCAUAAUGCAAUUUUCCGGCGAGUUCUUAGACAGAACCAGAUCAACAACGCCUACGACCAAAACAAGAGCGGGCAGAAGAAAAGAGAUCAGCUUUAUAAUACAUACAUAAAAUUUUGAAGAUGGGAAACACUUCCUCGAUGCUGACUCAAUACGACAUCGAAGAAGUCCAGAGCCAUUGCCAGGAUCUAUUUGAGCAGCAGGAGAUACUCUCUCUGUAUCAGAGGUUUUGCCAGUUAGAUAGAAACGCAAAGGGGUUUAUAUCUUCUGAUGAGUUUCUCUCCGUCCCUGAGUUCGCCAUGAACCCACUCUCUCAGAGGCUGCUUAAGAUGGUUGAUGGUUUGAACUUUAAGGACUUUGUGGCUUUCUUGUCUGCUUUCAGUGCCAAGGCUAGUCUUAAACAAAAGGUUAAACUGAUCUUUCAAGUCUAUGAUUCUGACGGCAACGGGAAGGUUUCCUUUAAAGAUAUCAUGGAAGUGUUGAGGGACUUAUCGGGGACAUUCAUGUCUGAUGAGCAAAGAGAGCAAGUACUGAGCCAGGUAUUGAAGGAAGCAGGCUACACGAAUGACUCUUUCUUAACACUGGAGGAUUUCAUUAAGGUGUUUGGGAGUUGUAAACCAGAGAUGGACGUUGAAAUUCCUGUGGAUUAAGGUUUUUAUGAGAUCACAUAUGGUCAAAGCUCAAAAUCUCAUAUCAUGUAUUUUGUCGCACUUUGUUAGUAGAAUAAUCCCUUGUUGAUUUGAUCUAAAUACCAUGGCAUGUUUUUAUUAGUCCCAAGAGUGACUUCAGCUACAUGUACGAAUAACUUUCCUCUUAAAGCAUUUUUUUCUAUUGA